This is a messenger RNA of Brassica oleracea var. oleracea, 1085 nucleotides long. Its product is annotated as agamous-like MADS-box protein AGL16. The transcript is spliced from 8 exons. Gene Ontology annotation, cellular component: nucleus. The coding region runs from base 160 to 882 and encodes 240 amino acids. Gene Ontology annotation, biological process: positive regulation of transcription by RNA polymerase II. NCBI's taxonomy places the organism in Eukaryota, Viridiplantae, Streptophyta, Magnoliopsida, Brassicales, Brassicaceae. Gene Ontology annotation, molecular function: RNA polymerase II cis-regulatory region sequence-specific DNA binding; protein dimerization activity; DNA-binding transcription factor activity, RNA polymerase II-specific. The record is from RefSeq and is a predicted model, not a curated record.
AUAUGUUCUUUCCUUUUGUGGGCUCUUCUCAGCUCUCUGCUCUGUCUCUUUCUUUCUAUUUCGAAUUUCGAUCACAAAACCCACAUUGAUUUUCUUCUCGAGCAGAUCUAGCGCGAUCUGUUUUUCUCCAGUUAGAUUCUUUGAAGAAGCGGUGAGAAAAUGGGAAGGGGAAAGAUCGCGAUUAAGAGGAUCGAUAACUCGACGAGUCGUCAGGUGACUUUCUCCAAGAGAAGGAACGGCUUGUUGAAGAAAGCCAAGGAGCUUGCGAUUCUCUGCGAUGCUGAGGUUGGUGUUAUCAUCUUCUCCAGCACUGGCAGGCUCUACGAUUUCUCCAGCUCCAGCAUGAAGUCGGUAAUAGAGAGAUACAGAGAUGCCAAAUGUGACACCAAUUCGGAAAUGAACCCAGCUUCAGAAAUCAAGUUUUGGCAAAAUGAGGCUGCGAUUCUGAAGCGACAGCUACAUAACUUGCAAGAAAACCACCGGCAAAUGAUGGGUGAAGAGCUCUCUGGACUAAGUGUGGAAGAUCUUCAGAAACUGGAGAAUCAGCUUGAGAUGAGCCUUGGCGACGUACGAAUGAAAAAGGAGCAAAUGUUAGUCGAAGAAAUAAAAGAACUCAACCGAGAGGGUAAUCUCGUGCACCAAGAGAAUUUAGAGCUCCACAAGAAAGUAAACGUAAUGCACCAGCAGAACAUGGAGUUACAUAAGAAGGUUUCAGAGGUUGAGAGUGUGAAAAGCGCAGACAAAACUUCUCUUCUCACAAAUGGUCUAGACAUGGGAGGUAACUCGAGCGAACAUGUCCAUCUUCAGCUCAGCCAACCCCAGCAGCAUGAUGAGACACGUUCCAAAGCUAUCCAACUAAGCUAUUUUUCUUUCAUUGCGUAACAUAGCUCAAUUUGACCUUAGCAGCUUGCCAUUGAAUAAACAAAGCAAACACAAACAUGAUCAGAGAUUGUAAUCACAUCUCGAUCAGAAACCAGCUUUUGUAUUUUUAUUGUAGUUUCUCUGCGAAGAACAUUGGUUUGGCGUUUAUGCAUGUACUGUGAUGGACCUGAUGGUCAAAGAAUGUAGUGUUUUUUUUUUCCUCA